This is a messenger RNA of Penicillium salamii, 1686 nucleotides long. NCBI's taxonomy places the organism in Eukaryota, Fungi, Ascomycota, Eurotiomycetes, Eurotiales, Aspergillaceae. The record is from the annotation of a GenBank genome assembly.
AUGGCCACUAACAUGGCCGACCUCACGGUCUACAACAUGCCACCCUCACCCCCGAACUGGGAUCGGGUAGGUGUAUUCUAUAUUUCAUUCUGUGUCACCUGGACCGCACUUCUGAUCGCAGGAAUGAUCUUCUGUGUAAUCAACCACCGCGUCCCGAUCCUGAGAGUCCGCGGCCUACCCCUCAGCUUUUCGGCAAUUAUACUACUCCAUGUAUACUGGAUUCUAGGCCAGAUUACAUACCCCAUUGGCGCAACUAUGCCUACAGUGCUGGCAUACGACGUUCAGUACUUCGGUAUGGGCGUCUACUUCCCACUGGGAAUUGCGCUGUUCCAAGCUUCCAACCUUCGCUUCCUCCAUGUCGCCAGAACCCAGAAACAACAAUUCGCCAGCUCGGAAACUCGAACCAGAGCACACUGUAACGGUGCUGACUCCUCGUGGCUGUGCCGCCUACGGAACAUGGAUUAUAUGAAGAGGACCUUGACUUUCAUUGGAAUUGGAAUGGUCAUCCAGUUCCUCAUCACCCUCGGCAUGUGGUUCGCUUGCGCAAAGUACCACCCCACCUAUGGCAUUCCGGGAACAGAGAUCCCAGAAGGGCUUCUCCUUCCAGAGCAGAUUGUGUUCCUUGGCCGAGGAUGGGAGUGGUGGCCAUCCAUGCUUUGGCAAGUCAUUUGGACAUGGAUUGCUGCGCCCAUCCUUAUUUGGAAGGCUUGGGGAAUCCGUGAUACUAUGGGAUGGCGUACCCAGACAAUCGCGUGCUGUCUUUCCAGUCUCCACGCCACCCCAAUGUUCUUGAUCGCAUCAUAUGUGCCAACUUUCGCCAAAGUCAAUGUUUACUUUACUCCAAGCCAAUGGAUUCACCUUUCCAUCAUGAUGUGGGAGAUCUGCACUGUCUUUAUCCCUAUCUUCGAGGUGUUCAAGCUGUGGUCAGUCGAGAGAAAAGCAAAGAAGUCAAUGGCGAAGUAUGACUCGAACGCAACCAUCAUCGAGACAUCACCUUCUGCGAAGUGGAACAACGAGUCAUCGUCUACUCUUGCCGAAAAGACCCAGUCAGUCGUGUCUUUCGACAGCCAAAGCGACCGUUUGUACACUAUGGAUGCUCUCGAGCAUGUGCUGAGCAAGAACGCGAUCCAGCUACAAGAGUUUGCAGCAGUAAGCGAUUUCUCCGGUGAAAACAUCGCUUUCCUAAGUGAUCUCGGGGCAUGGAAGUCCCGCUGGUCUGAUAUUCCCGAUGCCAAGGCCCGAUCCAAUGCAUUCAACGAGGCAUUAUGGAUCUACGUAGACUUCAUCAGCACACAAGAUGCCGAAUUCCCUCUGAACCUCUCCUCGAAGAGUCUCAAGCAGAUGGAAGCCAUCUUCGAGAAGCCUACUCGCACAUUACUCGGAGAGAAGAAGGUUAACCACACUUCACCAUUCGAAGCUGAUGUCUGUUCCACGCCUCUGCACGAAGCUAUCGCUGACCGCGGCACCUACACGGGCGAGGUACCCGCCGACUUUGACUUGGGGGUCUUCAAUGGUGUUCAAGACCAUAUCAAAUAUCUUGUCUUGACGAACACUUUCCCCAAGUUCUUGGAUUCAAUGCGACGACGCUCAACAGACACGGAGCGUAGUGACUUCUCGGGUGUUUCAGAUUCUUCUAUGACCAGUUGGAUCUCAAAGCAGCGUAUGAAGCUGCAGUCAUUCAUUUAA